Messenger RNA from Klebsormidium nitens, 2241 nucleotides. Lineage: Eukaryota; Viridiplantae; Streptophyta; Klebsormidiophyceae; Klebsormidiales; Klebsormidiaceae. The record is from the annotation of a GenBank genome assembly.
AUGCUGAUGACAACGCAGUCGACCUACGCUGGUAGAGUGGGCCCUUCUAGCAUCGACCCAGCCUUGCUCGAGUCCGCUGACCUCGAGGUGUUGAACCUGGGCGCCGCUCUGUCGGACAGUUUUGGCCUGGCUCAGCCCAUAAUCGCCACGAACGGGAGAGAGCUUCUGCAGUCAGGUUGCCCCAACCCCAGUUUCCAAAACCCGUGCUACGCCCCCGACGGCGCAUCCUUCAUCUGCUGCGCCGCCGGAUGUGGGAACUUCAACGGCGCGCGGCCCACCUGCCAGGGGGGUGCUCCAGCAACGCAAACCAGCCCCCCCACGGGGACACCCUCGAAACCUCCCCCUACGAAAGCCCCAACCAACCCCCCCCCGACGAAAGCCCCUACGAAUCCACCCCCGACAAGUGCUCCCACAAACCCCACUACAAACCCUCCGCAAACCAACCCCCCCACAACGGGCGACUAUAACCCGCCUGAUAACCCUCCCAUGGUUAACCCGAUCGCCGCUUUCCCGGUUCCGUUAGGAAGUACCGCGACGCCCAUGGUUGCGAAUUACUGCCCGACCGCCAUGUGCUUCGUCUCCGACGGUUCGCGCGGGUUUUGCUGCCUAACCCAGUGCCCGGUAAACCCGAAAAGCUACCCGUACUGCUCGGGGGAUCGGAUUGGCGUCGCAUCUGGACCCCCCACGGGAAAACCCACGGCAGCGCCGGCAACUCCGACCCCAACCGCGGUUAUCCAGCAAAUUACCCCUAACCCGACCACUAACCCGACCCAAGCACCGGUGACCGCUAACCCAACCGCCGCCCCUGCUGCGCCCGUAACCGCGUCCCCGACCGCUAACCCGACCGGUCGCGACCGCCUGUUCAACAGCUACUGGCUGAUUCCCGGAAACAGCGCCCCGAGCAGAAAUGACGGCUGGUUUGAAGUGUCGGAAAACUUGGUUAACCCGGAUACGAAGUUCGGGUUAGGCGAGAACGCGGUUUUCUUCCGGAGUUUGAAGCAUCAUGGCGACCACGAGUGGGAGCUGCGCAUCGGGCCAAGCGGCCACGUGUACUCGAUCAAGACCUCCACUUCGGGGGGUGCCGAGCUGGUCUGCUGCCAGGCCUCCCAAACGCAAUGGAUGGACCGCGUCCUCCAAUCAUGCGUCAGCGACCUCCGUUACCCCGGUGCCUACACACUCCAGCAGGCCGGUUCGUACCCGCAGAAAUCCCCCAACCCGUUCCCGCUCUACUCCCCCAACCUGGGCGUCUCGACCGGGGCACUCGACCGGGGUAUCAGCGUAGUUACACUGCCCCAGCAAGCUCAGAUUUACGAGCGGGAUUUGGCGGAUAAGAACUUUUGGCAGUGGGUUUUGCUGCAACAGCACCUGAGGGACAUCGGGAACGGCAUCGUCGAACUGACGUACGUGUUCCACAACUUCGGGCCGUUCGACCUGCAGUUUGUCGACGCGCCCUGGGGCGGCUUCAAGUUCAGCCAAUUUCCGCAAUACGCAGUCGGCGAAAAGACCGGUGGGUACCACUUUGAGGACCACUCCGGUGCCUGGGAGUACACUCCGCCCGCGGACAGCUCCUCGGGGGGGUGGAUGGCCUUCGCCAAGACUCAAGACGCGGCCGCGGACGCGAUCGGCAUCGUGUACGCCCCCAACCAGAACACGCAGCCCUGGCCGCAGUCGCUCAUUCGCUUCGGGCGGCUUCCGACGGAAGACCUGAACGUCAUCGAGCAUAUUCACAUGAACCAGCCCUGGGAGAAAGUGACGGCGGCGCUCCCCGCGGGGGGUGUGUUUUACGCCCGGUACUACAUGGUGUUAAACAGCGUCGGGAACAUUGCGGGGGCCGUGCCAGAUUUGCAGCAACACGUCAGCAAGGGCCCGCUCCAGUUUUCCGCCGCGGAAACCGGAUUCAUGUCCGUCGGCGCCCCGAUCCCGGUCACGAGCUGGUACCCGAUCGACCACCCCCUGCCGCACUCGCUUCCGCUCUUCCUCCUCAAAUACGUCAGCACGGGGCAAACCGUCGUCAGCACGUCGCCAUACGCUUUCUACAACACCAACAACGGCAACACUGCUGACCCGAGAGGCACGCAGUACCUCAAGUUCUUGGGGUGGGGGGUAAAAGACACGGGCAGCGGAGCCCCCCAGGGGCUGGGCGCGAUGAAAUUGUUGUCGCAGAUUUUGCCGCAGGCUUGGUUCCCGGAUCCGUACUGGGGGGAUGCUGUCGUCAAGGCUGACGUGUGGGUUGGCGUUUGA